GGGUCUGGCCAUCCCGUGCAGUUGGAACUAAGGUCAUCGAUCUGUUAUAUUGCUAACCUGGUCAUUCAGCUUGUUCCAAUUUCAUCAGUCUUUUCAACCGUCCAAUCUCAACUCUUGCAUUUCAUUAUCUUAUCAGAUAAUAGCGGAGGCCGCACACACAGAGACCCACUUAUACAGUCAAGACAGACAGCCCCUCAACAGCAGGCACCCAUUCCCUUUUUCUCUGUCAUACAGCCAUGAACAAAGCAAAUCGUCGCCUGCGAGCUGUCCACCGCACCAUCGAGCGCGACCCACUCCCCGCUUCCUUGACACAAGCUCUGAUCUUGCCCGAUGAUGCACGGCUCACCCUUUCGCUGCCAUCAAAUCCAGAAGAUGGCACGCACGUCGUCAUAAACGACGUCCCACUAUGUGCCUACAAAUCUCUUGCGCGGACGGUCGCCUUGGUAAUUUCUGCCGUCGGGACACCGUUUGAGAACUCCGCACACCAUAUUCCAAAGUAUCCCGUCCUCGAGCUGCUCCCGGCUGAUCAACCGAAGGAUAUCUCGAUUGCCGACUUUUGGGCAGUUAUCUACAGUCUCUUCAAUCGUUAUCAUAUGCAGGAAACAAUUCCUAUCCUCAUCACUGACGAUUUGACGAACCGUGCCCAGCUCGAGUCAUAUGUCAUCGGCUCGGGCAUUGGGCGUAGACAACACGCGCAGCCUGUAGGGCCAGAGCUUUUUCUGUCCAGAACGGCUUUCUGGCAAGGCGGUGGCACUAAUGGGUACCACAUGCGUGGAUGGCUUCCUCCAAAGUCCAGCACGACCAUCUAUUCGUAUGCAGUGUUUCCCACCGUCCAGUCAUUCACGCGAAAUUCACUCGUGAUCGCCGCACAUCCACUUCGGCCACCCAAACCACAGGAGGGAGAAGUGUUAUAUAGGCGAUUCUGUCCAAUGGUGGGCCAAAUGCUAGAGUUUACUCACUUCAAUUUGGAGGAGAAGGAGAACGGUAAUGAUUAUGUGGGUGCCCACCUGGACGCUUUUCAUAGGUGGCAUAAUGACGAGCGAGUCAACCGCGGAUGGGGCGAGAAAGGAUCAAUGGAGAAGCAUCGUAAAUAUGUACGAGAAGUGAUGAACGACCCAUCUGUCUUGCCGGUGAUGAUGAGCUGGGAUGGUGAGCUGAUGGGAUACUUGGAGAUCGUAUGGAUAAAGGAGAACCAUGUGUCACAGUACAUACCUGGGGGAACCAAGGACUGGGACAGGGGUAUCCAUGUGUUAGUCGGAGAAGACAAGUUCCGUGGCUACGAGAGGGCGCAAUCCUGGUAUCGUUCGCUGCAUCAAUACUGCUUUCUUGCGGAUCCAAGGACGGAAACGGUAGUCGCCGAGCCCAAGUCUAGUAAUACGGGAAUGGUCGAAGUAUCAAUGGGUACGUCGAUGCACGUGCAAACGCUCUUCGAUUUUCCGUACAAACGUUCCGCGCUAAUGUGGAAUCCUCGCGAACGGUUCUUCAAAUUGGACAUGUUAUAAGCGCGAAUGUGGUAGAAUGAGAAGGGAAGGCAUCAUGUUAUAGAUACGACACUUGAAGGAUUGACUCUGGAUUUCCAAUCUCUACUGUGUAAUAUUAGGCUUAUCACCGUUGCUACUGCCUGUGUAACUGUAUAACAGACUAAGGGUGUUAUGAUGCUAAACAAGGGGAAA
Serpula lacrymans var. lacrymans S7.9 is the source of this 1673-nucleotide messenger RNA. RefSeq names its product putative N-acyltransferase. The transcript is spliced from 4 exons. NCBI's taxonomy places the organism in Eukaryota, Fungi, Basidiomycota, Agaricomycetes, Boletales, Serpulaceae. The coding region runs from base 237 to 1502 and encodes 421 amino acids. Gene Ontology annotation, biological process: siderophore biosynthetic process. The record is from RefSeq and is a predicted model, not a curated record.